CACAUUUGCUCCAUUUCUACCCACUGCAGCUUUAAGAUGGAAUAGAAGAGAACAAGCAGAUUUCCCUCCGAAACAUUUGCCAUCCCCAUGCCAUGUUUACAUGGCCUGUUAUUUUUACAAUGUGACCUUCCCACUGCCCGAUGCCUUUCUCUCAGCAGGCAAUCCCAGCAGAUUGGCUGACCUGGAGUCAGCUGUAGCUCUCCAGUUCCUCCCUCUCCCCUUUCUAUUUAUAUCCAGCCUAAUUUCACCGCAGGGCUAUUUUCCUCUCUCUGACAGCUCCCUCCUGUCACUUGUUGCUCCUCUUCAUUUCCGUCUUCCUUCCUCAUAUCUGAUGGCUCUGCUUCUGGAGGCCUUCCUCCAGUGUGGGUAUGAUUGACACCCUUAUUAUCAGCAUUUGUGCAUUUAUUUCCAAUCUCCUCCUUGCUGUGUGGAGAACAUUAGUGUCCGAUCCAACUGGUGUGGCAGUGCCAUACGAGGAGCGAGGCUCUUCUUUUAGGAAGCUCAUGGAGGAGUUGAGCCCCAAACAACUGGCUGUCAAACAGCUGAAGCGACGGUUCCUGGAGGCCCUGCAGGCCAACGAUGCCCAGGAGGUCGUGCAGAUUCUGCACACCGGGAAACUAGAUAUUGACAUUGUGCUGGAGGUGGAUGACCCCAGCAUGGUGCUGGCCUCAUACAAACAAGGUUACUGGCUCCCAGGCUACAAACUGGAGAAGUCCUGGGCGAUGGGUAUUCAUGUAUGCGUGAUGUACAACGCCCUGGAGACAGCACUGGUGCUCCUUCAGGAAGGUGCAGCCAUCAACCGGAUGCCCAACGGGAAGACGCCGCUGCACGUGGCCUGCGAGAUCUCCAACGCCGACUGUGUCGCCUUGCUUUUGGCUCACAGGGCCAAAGUGAACAGCCUGUCGCUGAGCGGACAUACACCGCUGCACUACUGCAUCACCAGGGAGUCGGUGGACUGUGCCAAGCAGCUCAUCCUCAAAGGUGCAAAAGUCAACACGCCUGGCUACAACAAUGAGGAGGACACACCUUUACACACAGCAGCCAGAUUCGGCGUCCCAGAGCUGGUGGCGCUCUACUUGACCAACGGAGCGUCUGUGGAUGCGGUCAACUCUCUCCAGGAGACUCCCCUGAUGACUGCGUGCUUCUGGUCUUUCGACUCUAAAGAGCAACUCUACAGCCAAGAUCACCAUCUUGUCUGUCGUCUCUUGCUGGACCACCAGGCAGACCCCAACCUCCGAGAAGUGGACAAUAAAACGGCUCUUCACAAGGCGGCCUGGAACUGCGAUCACGUCCUGAUGCAGAUGCUGCUGGAGGCCGGAGCAGACACGCGAUCCAUGGACAUCAACGGCUGUGCCCCUAUUCAGUAUGUCCUCAAAGUGACUGGUGUCAGGCCCAUGGCCAUACCUGAGCUCUGCUAUCAGCUGCUGCUCAACCACAACGCAGCACGGAUCUACCCACCCCAGUUCCACAAGGUGUUGCAGACCUGCUACGACUACCCCGAUGCAGUAGAAAUCAUGGUCAACUCUUACGAACGCUUAAAGCCCACAAACAAGUGGAGAGAUGCCAUUCCUGAUGACUGCUACAAGCGACACAAAGACUUCUACGACUCUUUGUUCGCCGUUUGCGCCAACACUCCUCGCAGCCUGCUCCACCUGACCAGAUGUGCAGUCAGAGCCAGUCUGGGUGGGUUCUGCCACAGAGGUGUAGCACAGCUGCCUCUGCCACCUCCCAUGAAGAAAUAUCUACUCCUGGAACCAGAGGGGAUACUGUACUGAUGAAGCCUGUCACCUGACGGUUUUUAUAUAAACAGUCACUUCCUGUCUGCAGGCUAUGGGAAGUGAAAAUGCUGCUAGUUGGAGCUGGUACUAACAGGUGUGUCUUUUGUAUUUUUUGCAUAUCAUUCCCAGAGGCUUUUGUCUGGAACAUAAGAAAUCCCUCUUUGGGACAGAAUAAACGUAAUCUAUGGUGGA
Messenger RNA from Sebastes umbrosus (honeycomb rockfish), 1970 nucleotides. RefSeq names its product ankyrin repeat and SOCS box containing 4 (gene asb4). The record is from RefSeq and is a predicted model, not a curated record. The transcript has 6 exons. Gene Ontology annotation, molecular function: protein binding. NCBI's taxonomy places the organism in Eukaryota, Metazoa, Chordata, Actinopteri, Perciformes, Sebastidae. Gene Ontology annotation, biological process: intracellular signal transduction. The coding region runs from base 369 to 1775 and encodes 468 amino acids.